UGUGUGCCGCGUUCUAUCAUUUACAGGCUGCAAGGAGCGCACAUCGUCGUUUGCUUUUCAAAAUAAUUACAUCAAAAUGGCUGUGGAAUCAAGAGUAACACAGGAGGAAAUCAAGAAAGAGCCAGAGAAGCCAGUGGACAGGGAGAAGACAUGUCCCCUUCUUUUGAGAGUGUUCACCACCAACAACGGCAGACAUCAUCGCAUGGACGAGUUUGCACGCGGAAAUGUGCCCUCUAGCGAGCUUCAGAUUUACACCUGGAUGGAUGCUACCUUGAAAGAACUGACAAGUCUGGUGAAAGAAGUCUAUCCGGAAGCGAGAAAGAAAGGCACACAUUUCGGGUUUGCCAUCGUUUAUCCAGACCCCAAAUGACAAAUCUACAGGGUCAAAGAGAUUGGCAAUACAGUUUCAGGUCGCAAAGGUGCCGAUGAUUCCAUGACGCUUCAGUCUCAACGUUUUCAAAUAGGAGAUUACCUAGACAUCGCCAUUACUCCACCUAACCGCGCGCCUCCACUCCAAGGACGUAUGAGACCCUACUGAGACAGAUUGGCCUUCAUUAAAACAUGCAGAUGGUGUUGACUUGUCAGGGGUGCUGAAUGUUGCUUCUGGAGAUCUACAUUCCUGCAUAGUUUAGUUUGAGCCUGUAUUUUUAGGUGACCAAACAUCUUGCUUAACUUCUUUAAAUGUUUGUAAAGUUAAAACUAGGCUCUGCAGGAAGAUACAUGUCUAGCAGCAAGAUCGAGUACCCUUGUGAGUGAAUAUUGGGUUUUGGAAGUUGUGUAGAUAUAUUGUUUCCAUAUAUUUUAUGUUCAUUAUGGGGUUUUAUACGAGAUCUACCUUUUAGAUUUAGACUUGUUGCCAUAACCUUCAUUAAACAUGAUUUCUCCAGUA
Messenger RNA from Triplophysa rosa, 889 nucleotides. It is a transcript of the gene sap18, whose product is annotated as Sin3A-associated protein. The coding region runs from base 77 to 370 and encodes 97 amino acids. Gene Ontology annotation, molecular function: transcription factor binding; transcription corepressor activity. NCBI's taxonomy places the organism in Eukaryota, Metazoa, Chordata, Actinopteri, Cypriniformes, Nemacheilidae. The record is from RefSeq and is a predicted model, not a curated record. Gene Ontology annotation, biological process: negative regulation of DNA-templated transcription. The transcript is spliced from 4 exons. Gene Ontology annotation, cellular component: nucleus.